Penicillium digitatum Pd1 is the source of this 3399-nucleotide messenger RNA. RefSeq names its product extracellular serine-threonine rich protein. The record is from RefSeq and is a predicted model, not a curated record. Lineage: Eukaryota; Fungi; Ascomycota; Eurotiomycetes; Eurotiales; Aspergillaceae.
AUGAAGGUCACUUCGGCUAUUGCGUUUUUCUCUCUUCUGGCCUCUGGCCAGGCCACCGGAGCGUACUGGGGCUCUGACAGACACUAUUCCAGUCCGGGAAGAUCGCCUAACAAGUGUAACGCCUAUCAGAUCAAGGGCUUCAGCUGGGCUGACCUCGCUGCUGGCUCUUUCUCCGAGUAUGGUGGCUUUUCCUUCUCUGGUUUCACUUGUGGCAAUGGCUUCGGUUCUAGCCUUGGCAAGCGUGGCACCCAGAAAUGUAUUUCCGGUACCGUCUCUAAGGGUGGCUCCCCCAGCUCUAGUGCUGUCUCCGGCUCUCAAAGCUCCAGAUCUUCGGCUCCAUCCUUCGCGUGCGGCUCGGACGAGAGCGGCUUCUCUGUGACUAACUUCCACAUUGCCACUGAGAAGGAUACCGAAUUGUACAUCAUCUACAGCAUGCCCGAUGGAUCCACUUGCAAGAACACUGCUUCCUGCAAUUCGGCUGGUACUGUCGUCACCAACGACCAGUGCGGUGGUGCCAAGUUUGUUCACUUCGAGCUGCCCGACGAUAGUGCACAUGAGAGCUGCGGCUUCGGCAUCUACAGUGUUGGCUUUGACUGCACUCCUGGUUCCACAACCACUUUGCCUGUCCUUUCCAGCACUGCUCCUGUGACCAGAGUUCCAUAUGAACGGAUCUCUGUGUCUGCUGCCCCCAGCUCUAUAGCCGUGCCUUCGCUCUCUGUGCCAGGUUCUAUUGCGGUUCCAGUCACCACCUCGGCGGCUAGCACACCUCUUCGGAUGACUACAUCGACUGUGUUCACCACCAGUUUGCUCACUAUCACCAGCUGUGCUCCCACUGUCACCGAUUGCCCUGCUGGAUCAGGUUCCACCACUGUGGUGACUUCCACCAUCGCUCUUUCCACAACAAUCUGCCCCGUCACGGAGACUGCUCCUGCCGGGGAGACUACUCCUGUCGCUACAAGCUCGUCUUCUGUGCUUGCAACUGCUAGCCCCAGCGGUGUUUUACCUGCCAGUUCAUCGGCUGGUAUUCUCUAUCCAAGUGACACAUCUGCUCCCGCAUCUUCCGUUUCAGCUUCUUCAUCUCCUUCUUUUUCGCCUACUAAAAGCGGGACCCCCGCUGGAGCUUCUACCGCUUCGACCCCGCUAAUCACAACUCCCGUCCGGAUGACUACAUCAACCGUGUAUACCACCAGCAAGGUCACCAUCACCAGCUGCGCCCCCGACGUUGUGAGCUGCCCAGCAGACUCAACCACAGUCGUUACUUCCACCAUCGCUGUCUCGACCACUGUGUGUCCCGUCACUGAGACUACCCCAGCUGAUGUCGGCUCCACGCCUCUGUCUACAGGCACUGGCCCAACUGGCAUCUUGCCCGUCAGUUCUCCAGCUGGAUCAUCUUUCCCCAGUGGCACUCCAGCUGCUUCUACGUCAGUCGAGACCUCCUUGGCUUCCGGCGUGAUCUCUUUACCUUCUGGUGUGACCUCCGAUGUCUCGUCCCCUGCACCUUCGUCUCCUGUCGGCACUACCCCCUCCUCUGGUGAAGCUAUCACCACUAUCGUUACUUGGGAAACUGUGACCACUUGCCCGGUGACCAAUACCGUUACCUCCGGUAGCUCCACAUUUGUGACUACCUCAAGCACUAUUUCGACUGUUACUUUGACUACUGUCUCUACAAUCUGCACUGAUUGCUCUACUAACGCCACCCCCGUUGCUGGUCAAAGCACAGUUAACCUCUCUGGCACACCCGGAGCUUCGAGCACUGUGGUUUCCAGUACUAGAAUAUCCGGUACUCCUGAGGGAUCAAGCCCAGUCUUUUCUUCGUCUGCAGAGGCCUCCAGCCCCCUCCCCAGCGGGCCUGAUGUCACUAGCUCGAUCCCCUCUAGCGUGGGCGCUGAUACCACCCCUACGAUUCCCCAAGCUUCGACUGCUACUGCUAUAACUUAUGUAACUGAAACCAACAGUCCUGUGAUUGCCACCAUCACUUCUGUGUCAUCGAUAUUUGCCACGACAUCUAGCUCGGUAUUCACUGUUACUCUGACCUCCACUCCUUCUCUCUCCAGCUCUGUUGCUGCCGGAAGCACUCCCGCUCCCUCUGAGGUAGGGGCUGGCUCCAUAACUGCUCCUACGGGCCCCGUUGUCACGAUUAUCAGCUCCUCUAGUGUCGGCGUGAGCUCUGCACCCACUAUUCCCGAGGGUGCCACUACUACAAUUGUGACUUAUGUGACCGAGACCACCUGCCCUGUCACUGCCACUAUCACGUCUGGAUCGUCAACUUUUGUCACGACAUCCAACACAGUUUCAACUGUUACCUUGACCUCCACUUCCAAUCUUCCUAGCUCUUUCGCUGCCGGGAGCCCUCCCGCUCCCUCUGAGACAGGUGUCACCCCCACGACUGCUCCUGCGGUUCCCGCUGUCACCAGUGAGAUUGUAUCUAGCAUUGGUGACAGCUCUAUUUCCACUUUUCCCGAGGGUGUGACUACAACUGUUGUGACUUAUGUGACCGAGACCACCUGUCCUGUGGCCAACACUAUUACUUCGGGUUCUUCCACAUUCGUAACCACAUCCAACACAGUUUCCACAGUGACUCUCACCUCCGUCUCGACGAUCUGUACCAAAUGCACCGCUACCCCUACUGCUGUCACCGAGACUAAUUCUUCUUCAACCGCCAACACAACCCCGGCAGUCCCCGGCGGUGUUUCCCCGGUAUCGAGCCCAGCUCCCUCGGUCCCCUGCCCCAAUACCGUGCCCCAGUGCAUCAACACUUGGCUCACCCUCGCCCCUAAGUGCACAUCCAACAGCGAUGCCUCAUGCUUCUGUCCCAACAGCGAGUUUACCAGCAAAGUCAUCUCCUGCAUCCAAGCCUGGGGUGCCUCCAAAGCAGAGAUCCAAUCUGCCCUGUCCUACUUCACCGGUAUCUGCGCCAGCUGGGUUCCUCAGAACCCAGGCAUCGUGACCGCCAUCCCCUCAACAAUCACCCUUAUUCCGACAGUCGCUCCUUCCGCACUUACAUCCAGCCUCUCGGGCGCCAGUGUCACGGCGACUGCCGUUGCCCCUAUUACUUCCGCCCCCACUCCCCCCUGCACAACCAUCACCUACUCGACCUACACCGUCACCGUCCCGCAAGUCAGCUUCGUCACAACUACCGGUGCUAGCUCCGGCACCGUCCCCACCAUUGGUCUGGUCCCGGCUGGUCCCAGCGGUGCUUCCCCAGCACACAGCGGUAGUGUUCUCCGCCCCGCAACGGCGGCCUGGUUGACCUCAAGCGGGUACCCGUACGCCAGUCGAAGCGCUAGUAGGAGUACUUCGCCCACCGCAUCUCCGGUCUUCAACUCUGCCUCAAGCUUGUCUAUCGCUUCCAGUCUGGUGCUGGCUGCUAUCGUUGCCUUGUUCAGCUUGCUGAUGUAG